Messenger RNA from Linepithema humile (Argentine ant), 3463 nucleotides. It is a transcript of the gene Tgs1, whose product is annotated as Trimethylguanosine synthase 1. Gene Ontology annotation, molecular function: RNA cap trimethylguanosine synthase activity. Gene Ontology annotation, cellular component: nucleus. NCBI's taxonomy places the organism in Eukaryota, Metazoa, Arthropoda, Insecta, Hymenoptera, Formicidae. Gene Ontology annotation, biological process: 7-methylguanosine cap hypermethylation; 7-methylguanosine RNA capping. The record is from RefSeq and is a predicted model, not a curated record.
GGCAGGCCUGCCAGGUCUAAUCAACCUCGCGAUGCUGAAUUGUGAAAGAAAUUGGCAAAUUGUUUUUAUACGGAGGCGGUCGUGAAAAUUCGGGCAUGAGGCAUGCCGCAUUUGUGACGAUCAACGAUAACGUGAUAGACUGAGUGAGUCCUGCCUUCGGGAUGUGCGAUAAAGUCUGGGAGCCCUUAGCCGAAAUCUACAUCGCGGAGUCCACUGAUCCCGAUGAUUACAUUUAUUGUCUUUGCAGCAGAGUAUUUAUUCGGAGUCCUGAGGUUUAUACAGCCUUAGCUUCAGAAGAUGCCAGUGAAGGAGAAGAUGUUGAUGGAGAUUAUGUGGGAGAGAUGCUGGAUCUUCAUAAGGGAUCUGGGAUAGAGACACAACCUAUAGAAAAGCAUGAUGAAGAACCAGUAAGCUGUUAUUGCAGUGCAUCUCACACAGAUAACAAUUACUCUACAGACGAACAUGACUCCGUACGUGAUUCGACUCACUGGCCCACUGCACAUUCCCUGACUCAGAAACUGGGUCUGCAUCAAUCAGAUUCUGGUGCAGAUCUAUCCGAAUAUCAUGAUCAGCACGAGGCAAAAAGUAUACAGAAUCUUGUAGCAUCUUAUGGAAAAACUUUCCAAACUGCAGAGACUGAGAUUGAAAAUGAUUACAAAAAUACGGAUAUGCUAACUGAAUACAAACAUGUAUCAGGUGACAAGGAAUCAAUGGCACAAAGUUUAUCAGACAGUACUACUAUAUCAAAUAAAGAAGCACACAACAAAGAUCUCACACAAUAUGAUUGUGAUUCUUACACUUAUCCCUAUUCUACAUAUUAUGGAAGUAAUAAAACUGCAAUGGAUAUAGCCUGGGAAAAGUUUUGGGGUCAAAAUGGAGAGCAAUUAAUAUGGGCAUCUUGGAUCGAAAAAUAUGCGGAUUACAUAAAUCCUGAUUAUUUUCAGAAUAAUACAAAUGCAGUGGAAAAUGAAAUCUCACAAGAUGUAGAAAUUAAUGAAGAGAGAAAAUACUUUGAGCAAAAUACAUGUUUUCCGAAUCAAGCACACAAAAAUUGCGAAUUUUUACGUUCCAACUUUACAGGAAUUUUCAAUAAAAGUUAUUCAAGCGAUGGCGAAUUAAAACCAGCAGGAGUAUCUUCUUCGAAUACCAGUUUUUCAUUUGAACAGACGAGCAGACAAGAGAUUAAUGAUAAAGAUGCGGACGAAAAUAGGAAGAAAAUUAUCAAUUUUGAAAUAUCGCCGGAAGAUGGUGAGGGCUGGAAUCCUUUAAGCCCAUUCAGUAUAGAAGAAAAUUAUAAUCAACAAUCUAAUGCAGAAGACGAGAGAUUAUUAACGAGAUGCGAUUCCACUAAUGGCUCGAUAGCGAAAACAAACGCGACUUCCGAUUCCAUGACAAAUGUCACCAAAAUGACGCUAACUAGCUCUAGUUGCGAUUCCAAUUCUGUUCAUUCGUCUAGUCUCAUUACUUCCGUUACGAGUUCUAUAGAAAGUAGUAUAACCAGUAGUUCCGAUCAAGAGAAUGAACUCUCAGUGGAAGAUAACGAUAAAUAUUGGCAGCAUCUGUGGAAGGAAAAUUUUCAGAUGCAAUAUCAAAAGCAGUAUGAAUUAUUCAUAGCAAAUUAUAAAAAGAAGCACAAUAUAGAUAAUGAUCAGUAUUUUAGUAUGUUAAAUGAAUCAAUUGGGGAUUCAGUUGUACUUCAACAAGAUGAAACGCCACUACAAUAUCCACAAGAGGACAUAAAUAAUCAGGAAUUCUCAGAGACUGAUAUUUAUGAAGACGAAAAGGACAUGAGCACAAACGUACAAAUUGACAUAACUACAUCAAGUAAAGCUAAUUCAUUUGGAAAUAAAAACGUGAAAAGGAACAACGCACACUCAAAAUCUAACAAAUUGAGGACAGAAAGACUAAUUAUGGAUUCAGUGGGUACGCUUAUAAAAAAUCUAUCAAUAAAAACACAAGAUGAAUCUAUCGAUGCUGCCGAGGAUGAAAAUAUAUGUGAAGAGCAACAACAGAUCCACACUCAAGCUACAAUAAUUACUCAAACCAAAACGGAAACGAUGGCUUCCAGUAGCGAUAUCAAUAGCAGUCAUCAACAAAAAUCUCCUGAUGGAGGAGAUGAAUCUUUUCAUGGAGAAGUUCAAGAAAUUUAUCAAGAAAGCCACGAAGACUCUGACUCUAACGAUAAUGGAGAUGGUUUAGAAUCCGUGAAAAGAGCCUUUUCACUAUUGGGUUACGGCUUAUGUGAAGAUGAAAGCCAUAGAAAAUUACAAGGUGAAGUUGUUUACCGGAAACGUAAUAUUAGGCGACAAAGUUUUCAAUUGAUGGCAGAACUUAAGCGGUUGAAAACUAUGUAUAAAACUACCAUUGAUAGUCAACAGACCAUCAGAGAUACAAAUAAGGCAAACAAGUCUUUGUCUUGUGAUUCAUCAUCGGUGUCUGCAGAAACUGAUGUACAGUUAAUAGACAAAGGUUCCUAUGCAAAAGCACAAGCUAUGUUUACAUCAAGUUCUGAUGAGGAAGAUUAUAUAAAAAUGAUGCAAAAGAAAAAAAAGAAGAAACAAGUUAAAAGAUUAAAUAAAGCUAUUCCAAAAGAAAUAGCAAGUGAUUAUAAACUAUGGAAAUAUUAUAUCAAGCGAUUUGGUCUCUUCAGCAGAUAUGAAGAUGGAAUUAAAUUAGAUCGUGAGAGCUGGUUUUCUGUCACACCUGAAGAAAUAGCAAAAGACAUAGCAGAAAGAUGCAGGUGUGAUACAAUUAUUGAUGCAUUUUGUGGUGCAGGCAGCAAUGCUAUUCAGUUUGCGUUCACAUGUGAAAAAGUGAUUGCUAUUGAUAUCGAUCCCAAUAAAAUCAAGAUUGCUCGGCACAAUGCAGGAAUUUAUGGUGUAGAAGAUAGGAUAGAAUUCAUUGUUGGAGAUUUCCUGCAAUUAGCGCCACGUUUAGUUGCAGAUGUUGUAUUUUUAAGUCCACCAUGGGGUGGUCCUGAUUACAUAAAGAAGAAAGUAUUCGAUCUCGAAAGUAUUUUGCCUCCCAUUGGUGGAACUAAUAUAUUCAAAGCAGCAAAGGGAAUUACACAACACGUGGCCUAUUAUUUACCUAAAAAUUCAUCUGCUCUACAGAUUACCAUGUUAGCUAAUAAGUAUGACAAGGUGGAAAUUCAACAAAACGUGCUCAAUGGGAGGUUUACAGCUUGUACAGCUUAUUAUGGUGAAUUGCCCAAGGUGUAAUUUAAAAAAAAAAAGGAAAAGAAAUCUUAUUCAGUUCAUUUAAUUUUUCAGUUUUUACUUGAUAUUUUAUCAAACUCAAGACUUUGAUACACAUUUUUCUUCAAUCAAAAAUAUUUUAUAAUUGUAUUAUGAAACGUAACACUUGAAAGGCUAAUGUAAUUUACAUUUUAUGACUUUGAGUAUUAAUUUACGUUUUUUAUGUACACUUCCAUAAUUUUAAUUAUUAAUAAAUAUAUUUCCAA